UUUUGAAACGAGAAAUUUAAAAGUGAGUUUUCUUUAGAUCCUAUUUAGCCUAGAUAUCUUAUUGUAUAUGAGAUAUUGUAGGAUUAUAGGAUUAUAAAUAAAAAUUAAAUUAAUAUGAAUUGUAUGUAACACUCUCUUUUUUAAAUUGUUUAAGAAAAUUAUUGCAAUCAUGAAUGACGAAGGAACAUAUAAACAGCAAUCUUAUACAUUUGAAGAUGAAAUUGUUAUUUCUGGAAUUGCUGGGAGAUUUCCAGAUUCAGACAACAUGAAUCAAUUACGAGAAAAUUUAUUUAGCAAAAUUAAUCUUGUUCGAGCAGAUCACGACCGUUGGAAAAUAGAACAUCUAGAUUUACCAACUCAUAUGGGAACAGUCAACAAUGUUAACAAAUUUGAUGCGGAUUUUUUUGGAAUAUCUUCCCAGCAAGCACAUGUAUUUUCACCUGAGAUAAGAAUGUUAUUGGAACAUUCGCAUGAAGCAAUUAUCGACGCGGGAAUCAAUCCAAAGCAAUUGCGAGGAAAGAAUACUGCUGUAAUAAUGGGAACGUGCGUUCUUGAAGCUGAAGAGAAACUUCUUUAUGAAGAUCUGCAGGUAGGCGGCCUCAAUAUUAUUGGAUGUAGUAAAUCUGCAAUAGCGAAUAUGAUAUCGCAUUACUUGGAUCUAAAAGGACCAUCUUAUACAGUUGAUACGGCCUGCAGCACUGCUUUUUAUACUGUAGCCCUGGGUUAUCAUUGUAUUAGGUCAGGAAUAUGCGAGGACGCAAUUGUUGGAGCUGCAAAUCUAUGUUUUCAUCCAUUCAUAAAUAUACAACAUCUCCUCCUUGGUAUUUUGUCACCCAAUGGUUGCUGUAGACCUUUUGAUGUCGCUGCAAAUGGAUAUACACGUAGCGAAACAGUGGCUGUGAUAUAUCUUCAAAAAGCAAAAAAUGCGAAAAGAAUUUAUGCCAUAUGUUCACAUGCUAAAAUGAACAAUGAUGGUUACAAAGCAGAAGGAAUAACGUUUCCGUCGACAACUAUGCAGAGUAUCUUACUUGAGGAAUUUUAUAAUGAAUGUAAAAUACCGACAUCUUACUUGGAUUACUUUGAAGCACAUGGUACUUCUACUAAAGUCGGUGAUCCUGCGGAAAUUAAUGCUAUAUAUAAUGUCAUCUGUAAAAAUAGAAAAAGUCCAUUAAUGAUCGGCUCCGUAAAAUCCAAUCUUGGUCAUUCUGAAGCUGCCAGCGGUCUCACGCAAAUCGCUAAGAUAAUAAUAGCAUUCGAAACCGGCUUUAUUCCACCAAACAUUCACUAUACAUCACCACGAAACGAUAUAAAUGCUUUACACAAUGGAAGUGUCGAAAUCAUAACAGAACCAAUGCCAGUUAAAAAUGGAUAUGUAGCUGCAAAUUGCUUCGGUUUCGGUGGAGCUAACGUACACAUCUUAUUCAAGUGGAAUAUUAAAUCAAAGAUUAAUACCGCAGCACCGGACGAUGAUUUACCAAGACUUGUAACUUUGUCUGGACGCACGGAAGAAUCAGUAAAAUUGUUCUUAACUGAUGUCGCUAAUCAUCCGAUAGAUGUAGAAUAUAUACGUUUACUACACGAUAUCCAUGCAGACAAUAUAGAUGGCCAUUCAUGGAGAGGAUAUACUAUAUUAACCCCUUCACAAUUGCUGACACCAAAAUCUCAUUUUCAUCAUAUUGCAAAUGAGUUAAAUACUUUGCAACAGAAUUCAAUAAAAGUAAUACAAAAAUUUAAAAAUGUAAAGCGGCCUGUUUGGUUUAUAUUUUCUUCUUUAGGCACGCAAUGGCCUGAAAUGGGCCGAACUUUAUUGAAAUUUCAUGUCUUUGCAAACGCCAUUCGAAUAUGCGAUGCAACUUUAAAACCAUAUGAUAUAAGUAUAACAGAUAUUUUGACAAGAAAAGAUGAAAAAAUACGCGAAAACUAUGCGUUACACGCAUUCGUUGGAAUCGUCGCUGUUCAGAUUGGAUUAGUAGAUCUCUUAACAUCAUUAGGAAUUGUUGCGGAUUAUAUGAUUGGUCAUUCCGCUGGUGAACUAGGUUGCGCAUACGCGGAUAAAUGUCUUACCAUUGAACAGACCAUUGUCUCAGCAUAUUUUAUUGCUAUGGCAUGUACAGAUAGGAAAAUAAUUCGUAGCUCUGCGGCGGUCAUCCGACUUGAUUAUGAAAAGCUCAAAAAUAUAUGUCCGACGGAUAUUGAAAUAAUAUGCCGUAAUAAUCGAUACAACAACAUUGUGAGCGGGCCCGUGAAAUCCAUUCAAAAGUUUAUAACGAAGCUACAGAAUGAUAAUAUUUCCGUAAAGGAAAUUUAUUGUAACGUACCAUAUCACAGUUGUUACAUUUCUUCCGUGAAAACGCAACUUUUGCUGAAGUUGAACGAAAUAAUACCAGAGCCAAAGGAACGCAGUUUAAAAUGGAUUAGUACUUCCGUACAUCACACCAAAUGGUCCAUCUCAACAUCAAAACUAUCAUCGGCAGAAUAUCAUACAAAUAGCAUAAUAAAUACUAUCCUCUUUGAACAAACAAUGCACUUAAUUCAAAAUAAUGCUGUGACUAUCGAAAUCGCACCCGAUAGCGUUUUGCAAAACAUUUUAAAUCAGUCUUUACAUUCGGAAGUAACAAAUAUAAUAUUAACACAACGCACAAAUGAAAUACAUGAACGAGAUACGGAUGUAAUUCUACAAGGAAUUGGGAAGCUAUACAACUGUGGUUUACAGCCGCGAAUAGCUAAUUUAUAUCCGCCAGUGAACUUUCCAGUUAGAAGAGGCACUCCAAUGAUCUCACCAUCGAUCAGGUGGGAUCAUUCGGAAGAUUGGUUUGUACCAACCUAUAAAGCACAGAAGCGCAUGAAAUCUGGAGAAAGAUGCGUCGAGAUUGCAUUGAAAGAUGAAAAUUACGAUUAUAUGGCUGGAUAUGUAAUCGAUGGGAGAAAUUUGUUACCUCCGACGGGUUAUCUUGCACUGGUUUGGCAAACUGUCGGAAUGAUGAAAGGUCAAAUAUAUACAACUUUACCAAUAAUAUUUCAAGAUGUAAGCUUCAUUCGUGCUAUUCACUUGGCAAAAGAUAAUGUCAUUAAAUUGACUAUUGCGAUUCGUAAAGAUGGGAAGUUUGAAAUUACUGAAGAAGAUAGCACUGUAGUAACAGGUACAGUGUACGAGACAGCGAAUCCCGAACAGGAUAUGAUUUCGACAGAUUUAUUACCAGAGGAUAAUGAUGAAGAAGAACAUAUGACUGAACAAGAUAUCUACAAGCUACAAAAAUUCAAGCUACGUGAUUAUCAAUACAGCAGCUGCUUUCGUGGAUUGAAAACCGCAUCUAUUUCAGGUAACAAAGGACGUAUCGUUUGGACAGGCAAUUGGGUUACAUUCAUGGAUAACAUGCUACAGAUGCAGAUUCUCGGAUACAAUACUUCAGAAUUAUAUAUUACGACAAGUAUUCAAAAAUUAAUCAUUAAUCCUCUACUUCACAAGAAAAAGCUACAAGAAAUAACAGAAGAAGAAAAACAAAUGCCGAUACGAGUAUACAAAGAAAUAGAUACAAUUAUAGCCGGCGGAAUAGAGAUACGCGGCCUUAAAACCACCCAAAUUUCUUGCAGAAAAAUAGCUCAAAAUCCUGUUCUACAGGAAUACGUUUUUGUAGCUCAUCAUGAUUAUGCUAAAAUGUCUUUAGACAAAGUAAUACGAGUAUGCGCACAACUUGUACUUGACGAUCAUCAAAUCAUGAAAGUAAACGCCAUCGAGAUAGUGGAAGAUAUCGAUAACGUUGCAGUAGAAGAUCUCUCCUCUUCGAUGUUGGUUGAUGCUUUUGGCGAUAUACCUUUGGUACAAGUGGAUAUCAAUCUAUUAACGUCGCCAAAUCGUUUUAAUCCAGUGAAUCUAUCGCCACAUAUAUCAAUCGGAAAUUUAACAAAAUCAUCUAUAGAAGAUAAAGUUAUAAUAAUUUGCGGAUUUAAUCUUUUGUCAAAACAGCAAAUCUUAGAAGAACGAGUUUUGCCAUUCCUCAAAGAGGGUGGUUUUAUCUUAACUCGUGAAAAUUGCAAUUUAACUGUUUCUGAUAAAUAUUUGCAGCAAUAUCAAUUAAACGUUAUUCUUGAAAAGCGCACCGACAAAGAAACAAUAAUACUUCUGAAAAAUAAAAUGUGUAUAGAAGAAACGACCGUUGUUUAUAUAAAUAAUCAUAAUUUUAAUUGGCUGGAGAAUUUAAAGCUACUUCUGAGCGAUAAAAAUAAGAAUGAAAGAAAGAGUAGAAUUAUAAUUGUAGGCGAAAAAGAUUUUGAUUGUGGUGUGUUAGGUUUUGUCAAUUGCUUAAGAAAAGAGCCAGGUGGAACGCGAGUCAGGGGUGUGUUUAUUCAAGAUAAGGAGGCACCAAAAUUCUCAUUACAGAAUUCCUUUUAUGUACAGCAAUUACAAAAAGAUAUGAGCAUUAAUGUAUUACGACCUAAUAAGAUGUGGGGAUCGUACAGACAUUUGCGAUUACCGCAAUCAACAACCGAAUUUGUACCAUCCGCCCAUCUCUGCCAAACUGUUAGAGGCGAUCUGAGUUCAUUUUGUUGGGUAGAAAACGAUAGGACCAUUAAUUUUCGUCGUGAGGAUUUAGUACAUGUGGUCUACUCAUCACUGAAUUUUAAGGAUGUAAUGUUGACCACUGGAAAAUUAGAAAAAUUGAAUUCCCAAGGACGUUUUACGCAUACACCUCUCGGAAUGGAAUAUGUGGGAUUUGAUGCUGACGGACAACGCGUAAUGGGACUUUGUGAUACUGAUUCUAUAGCAAAUAUUGUUGCUAAAGAUAAAACAUUCUGUUGGAAAAUACCGGAUACGUGGACAUUUGAAGAGGCGGCAACGAUCCCGUGCGUUUACAGCACAGCUUAUUUCGCUUUGUAUAUUCGUGGAAAAAUAAAAAGGGGUAAUAAAAUACUUAUACACUCGGGCACUGGUGCUGUUGGGCAAGCAGCGAUUCAUCUCGCUCUCCAAGAAGAAUGUGUGGUGUUUACUACCGUAGGCACGUGCGACAAACGAGAUUUUAUUAAAAAGUUAUUUCCGACUAUUCGGGAUGAACAUAUUGGAAAUUCUCGAGACACCAGUUUCGAGCAAAUGGUAAUGCGGCAAACGCACGGUCGCGGAGUCGACAUCGUGUUGAAUUCCUUGGCGGAAGAAAAGCUAAUCGCAUCCGUUCGCUGUUUAGCGCAAAACGGUCGUUUCUUGCAGAUUGACAAGAUAGAAAUGAUUUCUAAUAACCCUUUAGAUAUGUCCAUACUUCAAAAAGGUAUUAGCUUUUAUGGCAUUCUACUUGAUAAUAUGUUAAAUGGCAACCAUAUAUAUAAAACUUUAUUAUCUAAUAUGGUGGCUGACGGUCUUAAGAAUGGUGCCAUUAAACCAAUUCAAGCGAAAGUUUUCCUGAAAUCAGAGAUUGAAGCAGCUUUCAGAUACAUGGCGAGUGGAAAACAUAUGGGAAAGGUAAUUAUAAAUAUGCAAGAGAGAGAUAAACUUUUAGAUGAGCACGUUGUUGCACAACGCCGCUAUUACUGCGUCCAAGACAAGAGUUACAUUAUUCUAGGAGGUCUGGGUGGAUUUGGUCUGGAGUUGACCGACUGGCUGAUAUGCCGAGGAGCUAAAAACGUCGUACUUAUUUCGCGCAGUGGUAUAAAAAAUGGGUAUCAACGCAUGAAAAUUCAAUUUUGGAAAUCCUGUGGCGUAAACGUUCUGAUUUUUAAAAAUGUCAAUGUUGAUGUCUCCGAGGAUUGCGAACAUCUCUUAAGAACUGUGGAAAGACAAGCACCGGUGGACGCAAUAUUCAAUGUCGCUAUGGUGCUAAAGGAUGGCCUUCUGAAAAAUCAAACCGCGAAGACCUUUGCGGAGUCUUUCCGACCAAAAGCCUGGGCAACGCAAAUGUUGGACAAACUUUCUAGAAAGAUCUGCCCUAAAUUACGACAUUUUGUAGUAUUCUCUUCUAUUAACUGCGGCAGAGGAAACGCUGAACAGACUAAUUAUGGCAUGGCCAAUUCUAUCAUAGAAAGGAUAUGUGAGAGAAGAAUGCAAGAGGGAUUACCCGGAUUGGCGAUUCAAUGGGGUUCUAUAUGUGACGUGGGUUACGUUGCCGAUGUGUUGCAGAAGGACAAUUCUAAAGAAUUGAUUCUUAGCGGUACAUUGCAGCAAAAGUUAUCGUGCUGCCUUGAAAAGCUUGAAAAAUUUUUACUUCAAAACUGCCCAGUUGUGAACAGUAUGGUCUUGCCUACUGAAAAGAAAGCCGAAUCUUCCGGAUUUAGCAGUUUGAUAGAAACUGUUGUCAAUAUUUUAAAUAUAAAAGAUGUGAAAGUUGUUAGACAAAAUGCAAUUUUGACUGAAUUUGGAAUGGACUCUUUGAUGGCUGUGGAAAUCAAGCAAACUAUAGAAAGAGAAUUCGCCAUCAUCCUUACUGUAGAAGAGAUACGACAUCUAACUUUCACAAAGCUUAAUGAGAUAUGUGACAAAUCCAAUCUAAAAGAGACGUGUGCUUUAAAGUAAAAUUUAUUGUUGCUUCUUUUCCAUGAUAGAUAUCCUCAUUUAAAUACGUUAGCACGUAAUUUUAUAUGAUAUUCGCGAACGGAU
This is a messenger RNA of Pogonomyrmex barbatus (red harvester ant), 6580 nucleotides long. Its product is annotated as fatty acid synthase-like. Lineage: Eukaryota; Metazoa; Arthropoda; Insecta; Hymenoptera; Formicidae. Gene Ontology annotation, molecular function: fatty acid synthase activity; oxidoreductase activity; 3-oxoacyl-[acyl-carrier-protein] synthase activity. Gene Ontology annotation, biological process: fatty acid biosynthetic process. The record is from RefSeq and is a predicted model, not a curated record.